This is a messenger RNA of Mugil cephalus (flathead mullet), 2783 nucleotides long. RefSeq names its product phosphatidylinositol-4-phosphate 5-kinase, type I, beta a (gene pip5k1ba). The transcript is spliced from 15 exons. Bases 396 to 1889 code for a protein of 497 amino acids. Gene Ontology annotation, molecular function: phosphatidylinositol kinase activity. Lineage: Eukaryota; Metazoa; Chordata; Actinopteri; Mugiliformes; Mugilidae. The record is from RefSeq and is a predicted model, not a curated record. Gene Ontology annotation, biological process: phosphatidylinositol metabolic process.
GACAGGAAGUGGUGAUGAUGCCUUACAGUCGUUGCAGCACUUCAUUUCACCACAGUCAGUUUGCAACAUAGUAUAUAUCACAUCACCUCUGUGUAUCUCUGGUGUUUUACUGACCUGCCCAGACCAUCACCUUCACAACACCAUGCUGGUUAAGAUCUGAAGUGCUGCAGAGGAAACCAGAAUUGAUCCGCCACAGAUCAUGUAGAUAACCUCAUUCACCGCUCUUACCUUGAGGAGCAGCAUACUUGGAGAAGGCAGCUUGUGUAAGGCCUAUUGAAGGUAAAUCGCCGCAUCUGUCCACUCAUCACUGAGGGGAGAAAAGGAAGCCAUUCACCCUUGACGCUUGAGGAAGGACAUCCGAGCUUCCCUCUCAUCAAGUUCUCUUUGUAUGAAAGAUGUCAACAGCCAGCGCUGAUAGUGUAGGAAGAGGAACCAAAGCGUCAAAGGAUCACAAAAAGCCCACAGCAGCUGCACUGAAAGGAGCCAUCCAGCUGGGCAUCGGUUACGCUGUUGGAAACCUCAGCUCUAAACCAGACAGAGAUGUUCUCAUGCAAGACUUCUCUGUGGUGGAGACCGUCUUCCUUCCCAGCGAGGGUAGCAACCUGACUCCAGCACAUCACUUUCCAGACUUUCGUCUGAAAACAUACGCCCCGCUGGCUUUCCGCUACUUCAGAGAGCUCUUUGGCAUCAAGCCGGACGACUAUCUGUACUCCAUGUGUAACGAGCCUCUGAUAGAGCUGACCAACCCCGGAGCCAGCAGUUCCUGGUUCUACCUCACCAGCGACGAUGAGUUCAUCAUCAAGACAGUGCAGCACAAGGAGGCCGAGUUCCUGCAAAAGCUGCUUCCUGGAUACUACAUGAAUUUGAACCAGAACCCAAGGACACUGCUGCCCAAGUUCUAUGGCCUUUACUGCAUCCAGUGCGGAGGCAUUACUGUCCGUGUGGUGGUGAUGAACAAUGUGCUGCCGCGAGCCAUGAAGAUGCACUACAAGUACGACCUGAAGGGUUCCUCGUACAAACGCCGUGCCUCCCGCAAAGAGCGUGCCAAAUCCUCGCCCACGUUCAAAGACCUGGACUUCCAGGAGAUGCACGAGGGCCUGCUCUUUGACCCGGACACCUACAAUGCCUUGAUGAAGACCCUACAGAGGGACUGUCGGGUCCUGGAAAGCUUCAAGAUCAUGGACUAUAGUCUCCUGCUAGGGAUUCACAUUUUGGAUAGGAAACCUCUGGAGAGAGGAAACAGAUGUGACAGCAGGAGAGGACAGAAAGUCCUUUACUCCACGGCCCUCGAGUCCAUCCAGGGGAAUGUGAGGGACCCGGAACCAGUGGCUGAGGAUGAUGACACACUGGGUGGAAUUCCAGCCAAACAUAAAGAUGAGAACCUGCUCAUCUUCCUCGGAAUUAUCGACAUCCUUCAGUCCUACAGGUUCAUCAAGAAGGUGGAACACUCCUGGAAGGCUCUUGUGCAUGACGGGGACACGGUAUCAGUUCACAGGCCCAGUUUUUACGCAGACCGAUUUCUGAAAUUCAUGGGCUCAACUGUGUUCAAGAAGCUUCACCCUCUACGGGGAACGUCGUCAAAGAGGAAGAGGACUUCCCUCCACACGGCAAAGUCGGUCUCGCAGGAGAUCCUUUCCCCGCAGAAGGAGAAGAAGGAAGAGAAGAAGGCCCAAAGCAUGGACAACCUGGACGGCAACUUUUACAGUUCCUCAAACCAGCCAGACCUCCUCCUCAGACCAGCUGUUACAUUUGAGUCCGUGGAAAAUGAUGAAGUGAACGUCGACAACAGUGAAGACCGACGAGCCUCUAGUUCAACCAUCGCUCUGGACGACCGUCUGGCGCCCAUCAGCAGAAGCCAUUCAGACACCGAUCUGGAUGUCUACUUGUGAGGAGAAAUGACUGAUGGAUCCUUUCUAGCCACCUGUUCAUCUGACCUUUUACCUCCAAGUCCCACAACAUCGAAACAACAAAACCACGCAACAGAAGAAACUUGAAAGAAACUGCAGCAAUAAGCUCAGAUCAGUUUCUCCCUUUUGAGCAUCACUCUGUGCCACUUUUAUUUGUGAGUCCAAAUCACUGGAAAUUAUUAUUAUUAUUACCUGAUUAUCAGAGAAAACAUGGAUUAAGAUCACUGGACCACUGUGUUGAUAUACAGUAAAACACUAUGAUGCUGCUUAUUCUCCAGUUAUAGCCACUUUGCUGCUAGUGAAUGUUUGACUUUCAGUACGUCGUCUUCUCUUUGCUUUGUAAUAUUCUGUAACGGUUCAAAUCUUUCAGCGGGCUGGAUCCCUGACAAAUAAAACUGUCUUACUAGCAGAAGGAUUAUUAAUUAUUUGCUGUUUAUCAAAUCAAGUAUUCAUAUAGAUUCAUGAUCAAUGAUCGUUCUGGUUUCAGCCGUGCAGUAUGAAUAGGAAAUGUAGAUUUGGCUUUGGCUGCUGUGCUUUAUUUUAAACAUAUGAAAGGUUUGCCAAAACUAUUUUGUUAUAACAAUACAUUUCCUUGUUAUUACUACAGUACAUCCCAACAUUGAACUAUAUUUUUCUUGUGACGCAACACAUGACUUUAGAUUUAAUAACAUGAAUUACUGUUACAAACUGUCCUCUUCCUCGGAGGGAAAAAAGUGUCUAUAUUGUGUAUCAUAUCUACUGUCUUCUUUGAGUGCAUACGUCUUAAAACAUUUUAUAAUAAUCAGUGCUGUUAUGUGAUUUAUAGGCCUACGAUUGUAUCAUAGCAAUAUUUUGAACUUAAAUUUGUGAAAUAAAUUAAUAUUUAAUGCCCUUGCA